Molecule: messenger RNA, 1200 nt
Organism: Octopus sinensis (East Asian common octopus)
Lineage: Eukaryota; Metazoa; Mollusca; Cephalopoda; Octopoda; Octopodidae
Product: transmembrane protein 169-like
Exons: 2
Coding region: 291-980 (229 amino acids)
Source: RefSeq, a predicted model, not a curated record
AUGAAAAAGUAAAAAAAAGUACAAAACUAUAUUAAUAAUUUUAAACGGUAUAUUUCUACAGCAUGAAUUGUUUUCGAUGGCCACCGUUUAAGUAAUUUUCUGUACACUUUCCCGAAGCAGCUGGGUUGAAUACUAUUAUGAUCGAAUCCCCUUGCAAAUCACUUGGGUUGGAUAUUUCCUUUUCAUGAACAAUGAGGUAAAAUUGAUGUUGUUUGGAAUUUUCAACACUUCUGCUGAAAUUUGACAAUUUGUUCUUCUGCUGUCAUUAGAGACUUGGUAGCAAUAUUAUAAUGGCAUCUGAUUAUCCAGAAUGUUCCAAAGCUACAGAAUUAGAGGAAAUUCAAGAAAAAGAAUGGAUUGAACUACCAGAAUCUUCACCUGAAGAUCAACUACAAGAUAAUGGGGGUGAUCAACAUUUUGUGACAUUGACUGGAACAGUUGCUCGUGGCUACCAAGCUGGUCAAGUGGUAGAUGUCCAGCUACAAAUUUCUCGAGAUGAGUUACGUAAACUAACACUUGAGAGAGGGACCAAAGAGGAAAAGCUCAAGUACAAAUCUUCACCAUGUUCUUGGGGACUGCAUUCAGGAUUGCAUAUUGUAUUUCUGAGCAUCAUCUGUAUACCUAUUGCUUGGCUUGUUUCUUUAGGAUAUUCCUUCUAUAUUGGCUGCAAUACCUGGUAUAAUAUUUAUUUGUAUUUUUCUGAAGAAAAGACAAUCUGGCAUAAGAUUUCUAUUUGUCCUGUUCUCAUAUUAACAUUUCCUUUCACUGUUGGUUUGUCAUCUCUCAUCAUAAGUUUAUAUGCCCCAAUUAUUCAAAUUUCAUGGAAUUUCUAUAAAUGGCUGCAAGAAUUUCAAGAUUAUGAAAAAGGCUUUUAUGGCUGGUUCUGUAACUGGAUUGGCCUGCACCAGUGUUGUCCUUAUGAAGUGGUGAUACUUGACUGCCCUGAAUCAAUAAGAGAGACAAAAUUACCUUCAAGUUAAUUACUUAAAAUGUGCUUGCCAGAUGCUACUCAAACACCCACCGUUUGUUCUGGACUUAUAUUAGCUGACCUAUAACUACUGGUUCAAUUUGUAAUUUGAUGGAAUUUUGAUUUAGAUAUAUCGCUGGUGUAUUAAUCAAUACAUACAUAUGUAUAUGGUGUGUGUGUGUGUAUUUGUGUAUGUAUAUAUAUAUAUAUAUAUGGGUAUGUACAAAUAUGUU